Molecule: messenger RNA, 342 nt
Organism: Anthostomella pinea
Lineage: Eukaryota; Fungi; Ascomycota; Sordariomycetes; Xylariales; Xylariaceae
Source: the annotation of a GenBank genome assembly
AUGAUCGUCAACGACAUGGCUGCCGUCGAUGUCGACGCCGGUCUCGUCAUAGCCGAUGGCAAGAAAGCCAGCCGUGACGACAAGCUCGUUGUCAUGCCGAAUGGAUUCAAUCGCGUGUCGAACGUCAAAUGCGAAAGGCAGAGCUCCGAAAAGUACAAGAACCCGCCACAAGCUCCGCCGACCUUCACCGGCACCAAGGCGUCCAUCGUGAACGAUGUCAAAGCUCUCUGCUACACCACCUGGUCUCUGCUCGACAAGGUCGUUGCCGAAGUGCCCGCCGAAAAUCCCAUCUUCGCCUCCGUCAUGGCGCCUAAGCACUGUCAUAGCCACACAAAGAACUAA